Molecule: messenger RNA, 3640 nt
Organism: Suricata suricatta (meerkat)
Lineage: Eukaryota; Metazoa; Chordata; Mammalia; Carnivora; Herpestidae
Gene: NLRP5
Product: NLR family pyrin domain containing 5
Exons: 13
Coding region: 1-3597 (1198 amino acids)
Biological process (GO): regulation of inflammatory response
Cellular component (GO): cell cortex; mitochondrion; subcortical maternal complex
Molecular function (GO): protein binding
Source: RefSeq, a predicted model, not a curated record
AUGCACCAUCCGCCUAAGCAGCAACAGCAAAACUCCGAGUUUGACCAGACAUGCCCCUUACAGUCUGGUUGCACCUUGGUGAGAUGCUUCCAGUACCAGGAAGGAGCUAGAAAGGACCUCACUGGGAUCUACAAGUCAGACCCAAGAGCACAGCACGUGGAGGAAUGUGUCAUCUGCUCCGUAUUACCAACGAAUCCACUUUCCCAUCAAAGCCUGAGCUCUCAGCCUUGCAGUAAGAUGAGAGAAGUCAAAUCGCCCUCCUUUUCCAACUAUGGGCUGCAGUGGUGCUUCAAGCAGCUAGGAAUGGAAGAGUUUCAGACAUUUAAGGAACGGCUCCUAGAAGAAGCUUCAGAACUGGCGAUGUGCUCUUUUCGGCGGGUUGAAGUGAACAAUGCCGAUGUGGAACACCUAGCCUCGCUCUUGCAUGAGCAUUAUAGAGAAUCUCUUGCCUGGAAAAUAUCUAUUCACAUCUUUGAAAAGAUGAACCUGUCCACACUCUCUGAGAAGGCAAGGAAAGAGAUGAAAAGAUAUUCACUGGCUGAAAUGCCUGAAAAUUCUGCAUCGAUGAAGAAUGACCAAGAACAGAGCGUGAAAGAAGUACCAGGUCAGUAUGGGCAUGGCGGGAACAUGGAAACUUCACAAGCCAAAGAACCAGAUGGUGCCACAGCAGCAGGGCUGAAAGAACAAGGGGACUACAAGACUCACGUGAUGACAACAUUUGCUACGAAGUCGGAUGCACACCAUGGUGUUGACAACUUUGCCUUUGACUGCCCAGAAAUGCAAACAUUGUUUGGUGUGUUUAAUCCAGACGAGAGGGGCUUCCGGCCUCACACUGUGGUUCUGCAUGGGAGGUCGGGAAUCGGGAAGUCAGCUUUGGCCAGAAAGGUCCUGCUGCACUGGGCGCGAGGUGAACUCUACCAGGAAAUGUUCUCCUAUGUCUUCUUCCUCUGUGCCAGAGAACUGCCGUGGAUGAGAGAGGGCAGUUUUGCAGAUCUAAUUUCCAGGGAGUGGCCAGACUCCCAGGGUCCAGUGACGGAGAUCAUGUCCCAACCAGAACGGCUGUUGUUUAUUAUUGAUGGCUUCGAUGACCUGGACUUUGCCUUCAAAGAUGAUGACUUGGGUUUCUGUGAGGACUGGAGGGACAAACAACCCACAUCCAUUCUGAUGCACAGUCUGCUGAAGAAAGUCCUGCUCCCUGAGGCCUCCCUGAUGAUCACCGUCAGAGACACCGGCAUAGAAAAGCUCAACUCCAUGGUCCUGUCACCGCACUACCUGUUAGUCAGGGGCAUCUCCGUGGAGAAAAGGCUGCAGUUGCUUCUUAAGCACAUGAAGAAUGAGCAUCAGAAGACAAAAGUCUUGAAUUCAGUGGUAGACAACUACCCACUGUUGAACGAGUGCCAGGUCCCUGUCUUGGGGUGGCUCAUCUCCGAGGCUCUAAAUCUGCACGAGGCAUCAGGAAAGAGCCUUGCCCCUUCCUGCCAGACCCUCACGGGCUUGUAUGCCACCUUUGUGCUCCACCAGCUCACUCCUCGAGACCCGUCCCAGCACUGCCUCAGCCGGGAAGAGAGAGGCACCUUGAAGAGCCUGUGCCGCAUGGCUGUGCAGGGAGUGUGGAGCAUGAAGUUUGUGUUUUACGGAGAUGACCUGGGUGUUCACAGACUCAGGGAGUCUGAGCUCUCUGCUCUGUUUCACAUGAACAUCCUCCACCAAGACCUCGGCCAAGAGAGGUGCUAUACAUUCCUGCACCCCAGCCUCCAGGAGUUCUGUGCUGCCCUGUACUAUGUUCUAGAAGGACUGGAAACGGAAUGGGAUGCCUACCCUGUGUUCAUGGAGAACAUAAGGAGCUUGGUGGAGCUCAGACAAAUCAGUUCCAAUGCUCACUUGCUCCAGAUGAAGCGUUUCUUAUUUGGCCUCAUGAGCAAAGAGGUGACGGGGGCCCUGGAAGUCCUGCUGGGGUGCCCCGCCCCCCUGGCGGUGAGGCAGGGGCUUCUGGGCUGGAUCUCCCUGCUGGGUCAGCAGCCCGGCACCCCAGCCCCUCUAGACUUCCUGGACUCCUUCCACUGUCUUUUUGAGACUCAAAAUGAAGACUUUGUCUGCUUGGCACUGAACAGCUUCCAAGAGGUAUGGCUUCCAAUGUACCGGCAAAUGGACUUGCUGGUGUCCUCUUUCUGCCUCCAGCGGUGCCAGUAUCUGCAGAAAAUUCGGAUGGACGUCCAGGAGGGCUUCGCAAAGGAUGAGUUUGCUGAGGCACGGCCCCUGAGUCCCCAAGGGAUGCCGGUGAAGACGCUUGCUGAUGAGUGGUGGGCAGAUCUCUGCCUCGUGCUCAGCACCCACCCAAGCCUGCGGCAACUCGAACUGAGUGGCAGCAUCCUGAGUGAACGGGCCAUGAAGACCCUCUGCGCUACACUGAGGCAGCCAACCUGUAAAAUACAGAACCUGACAUUUAAAGGUGCGCAGGUCACCCUUGGUCUUCAUCAUCUCUGGACGACUCUCAUUACCAACCGAAAUAUUAAAUACCUGAGCUUGGAAAGCACCCACCUGAAGGACGAAGAUCUGAUGAUGGCGUGCAAAGCGUUAAGACACCCAAACUGUCUGCUGGAGUCGUUGAGGUUGGACCACUGCGGACUCACCCCCACCUGCUGCAAGGUGAUCUCCCAAAUCCUCGUCACGUCCAUCAGCCUAAAGUCUCUCAGCCUGGCAGGAAGUAAGGUGACGGGCCAGGGCGGGAAGCCCCUCUGUGACGCCCUGGCCACCUCGCAGUGCACCCUGCAGAGGCUGAUACUGGGGAGCUGCGGCCUCACCGCCGCCGACUGCCAGGACCUGGCCUCGGGCCUCACCAGCAACCAGAGUCUGACACACCUGUGCCUGUCGGGCAACAGCCUGGGGAGUGAAGGCGCCAGUCUGCUGUGUCGAGCCAUGAGGUCCCCCAACUGCCGGCUGCAGAGGCUGACACUGAAAGAAUGUAGCCUGGAUGUAGCUGGCUGCGGCUUUCUUGCAUUUGCACUUAUGGGCAACAGACACCUGACACACCUGAGCCUUAGCAUGAACCCCCUGGAAGAUGAUGGGAUGAACCUUCUGUGUGAGGUCAUGUUGGAGCCAUCUUGUCACCUCCAGGACCUGGAACUGGUGAAGUGUCGCCUCACUGCCGCCUGCUGCAAGAACCUGUCCCAUGUGAUCUCAAGGAGCAAACACCUGAAAAGCCUGGACCUUGCCGCCAACGCCCUGGGUGAUCACGGCGUCAUGGCGCUGUGCGAGGGCCUGAAGCACAGGAAGGCUUCUCUGCAGAGGCUUGGGUUGGAGGCAUGUGGGCUAUCCUCAGACUGCUGUGAAGCACUCGCCUCGGCUCUCCUCUGCAGCCGGCGCCUGACCAGCCUAAACCUGAUGCGGAACAAUUUCAGCCUCAUAGGAAUGAUGAAGUUGUGCCCGGUCUUUUCACAACCCACAUCUAACCUACAAAUAAUUGGGCUGUGGAAAUGGCAGUAUCCACCGCAAAUAAGGAAGCUGCUGGACGAAGUGCAGCAACUCAAACCACAGGUUGUCCUUGGGGAUGGUUGGUAUUCUUUCGAUGAAGACGACCGGUACUGGUGGAAAAACUGAAGAUGGGAACCCCCCACCCACGGGCGAUCUGAUGGAGGAGCAC